AUGAGGGAAUUGGAGUGGGAUAACAUGGGAGUGGAAGUUAAAUGCCGUCAUUUACACCAUGUUCGUUUCGCUGAUGACAUCGUCCUAAUGACAUCAAGCAUCAAUAAAGCAGAACGGAAGCUGGCUGAAUUUGAUGAAUUGUGUAAAAAGAUUGGCCUUCAGCUGUACCUAGACAAGACCAUGUUUAUGAGGAACGGAUGGGUUUCUGGGGCCCCGUUCACGCUCAACGGAACGAAUGUGUCCGAAUGCUCCAGCUGUGUAUAUCUAGGUCGGGAAAUCGAUGACGAACGGCAUGACCUCUGA
Molecule: messenger RNA, 303 nt
Organism: Necator americanus (New World hookworm)
Lineage: Eukaryota; Metazoa; Nematoda; Chromadorea; Rhabditida; Ancylostomatidae
Exons: 1
Coding region: 1-303 (100 amino acids)
Source: RefSeq, a predicted model, not a curated record